Symbiodinium necroappetens is the source of this 711-nucleotide messenger RNA. Lineage: Eukaryota; Dinophyceae; Suessiales; Symbiodiniaceae. The record is from the annotation of a GenBank genome assembly.
AUGCUUCGGUUGUUGGGUCACUGCCUGUGCUGCGGCAUGAAGCGGCCUUCUGGCACAGAGGUCAGAGAUGCAAACCGCAGGGCACUGGAGCGGACAGGCUCAGACCCCGUCCGUGUUGCCUGCCUGGGUGAUUCCAACACUGUUGGUGGAGGGCUCGGGAAGACCGGAGCCUAUCCGGCCCAGCUGCAGCGACAACUGGAUGAGCGUGCCGGAGCAGGCGUGUUUCUCGUCAAGCCCUUCGGUGUCAAUGGGGCAGUUGCUGUGGAUACACCAGGUAAGAAAUGCUAUGCGAGUCAGCAACGAUGCAAGGAUGCAAUUGGUUUUGCCCCUCACAUUGUCGUAGUCAUGCUUGGAACGAAUGAUGCCUGGCAUCGUGCCGGGGAGCCACAGAAGAUCGGCGAAAGCAUGAUGACCUUGCUCGACAGCCUCGAAAAGGUUAAAACUGCCAUGCCGUCGAGCAGAAAAUGUCGACCGUUUUUUCUGGUACUUUCUCCUGGUGCCAAGGCCGGACGCCUCAGAGACAAUUUGGCAAAGCACGUUCACCCAGAGCUGCGAAGGGUCGCGGAGACCAGAGUGGACACUACUUUGGUGGAUAUAUGCCUGCCGCCUUCUGGCUACCGUGCAGACGCCGUACACUUAUCCAAAGAUGGAGCCAAUGAAGUCGCGAGCGCCGUAGCCGCCUCCAUCCUCAAAGACAGCGGAGGAGUUUGA